CUGCUGCUGCUGUUUAUUAUUCCUUCCUCUGUCACAAUGGCUGUCAGCCUGUGUGUUUUUGUGUCUCCUUCGGGCAAUAUAAAGUUGAAUAGGUGUACUUUGGACAAACUUGGUUGCUUUGUGUUGCUAUGAUCUGAGUCCUUUGGUCUAAUGCCGUACUAAUUUAGAGUGUGUUCCAUCUCUCAGCUAGAUGGGGCCAUAUCAGAAAAAUACACAAGACAUUAACAACAACAACAAAAACAACUCAAUGGUAAACUCCAGUAGUAACAACAACAACAACAACAACAACAAUAGCAGCAGCAGCAGCAACAGUAGCAGCAGCAAUAGCAGCCAACAACAGCAGCAACAACAACAACCACAGCCCCAACCACCGCUGCCGCCGCCACCACCGGUCAGCUGCCCCUCCUCUAACCAGACAACCGAUGGGUCUGGGGGCUCGCAGCGGACGACUCGGAAAUCUCAGGAAAACAAAGCCGAGAAUGGGCAUCCGGUUACCAGCGGAGAGGACAGCGAUGAGGCUGAGGAAAUUACCUUUAUCAUACAGCCGACCAAGAAGAAUGGGAAAACCAAAACUGGGACCAUUUUACGACGGGGGGACGAAGUGAUUUCUUUUACGUUUGAGGAUGUAAUCUACAAAGCCGGAGAUUGUGUCUACGUGGACAGUUGCCGUGCUGACCAGCCACAUUAUAUAUGUACCAUUCAGAAUUUUAGGAUUACCAAACGCGAUACUCUGGUGGUGAAUGUGAAAUGGUAUUAUCGUCCAUCUGAAGUACCCUACAACGUUUAUCAAUACCUUGUGCAAGAUCGACACACAGAAACCAAAUCUGGCAUUGACCUUGCUAUCAAGGAUCCUUUGAUCAGUUCCCGGGAAUUAUUCAUCUCUGAUGUAUGUGACACCUACCAGGUAGCAACAUUAAGAGGCAGAUGUAAGGUUCAACAUUUCAAAGAUAUUGUGUCUGCCCGAGAAUUUAAACCUGUCCAGGAUUCUUUCUUUUAUAUCUUGGGCUAUAAUCCUGAAAGCAAAAGGCUGGCGACAACGCAGGGAGAAAUUCGGGUUGGCACGAGCCACCAGGCUCGGCUUCCUGAAUACAAACGUGAUGUGUCUCCGUCAGACAUGCCAGAGAAAAGCGAACACAUGGAAGAGCUACGUUGGCGGCCGCUGUGUGUUAUUGAUGGAGAACUUAUGAUGUACCUCAGUGCAGCCAGGCUUCAUCUCUGCCAUUAUGACACAGGGAAGGCAUUGCAAGCUCUUGUCAAGUGUCCUGUACCUCGUGGUAUUGAGAAAAAAUGGACUGAUGAUGAAACGAAGCGCUUCAUCAAGGGUUUACGUCAGUAUGGGAAAAAUUUCUUCAAAAUUCGUAAAGAAUUACUCCCACACAGAGAAACGGGUGAACUGGUUGAAUACUACUAUUUCUGGAAGAAGACUCCAGCUGGCAUUACGGCCCGGCCCCAUCGACGACAUCGUCGGCAGAGUGGUUUGAAAAGACAGACAACACGAUCUCAGAGACCGCCAUCCAGUGAAUUCUAUCUCAGUUCUGCUAGUGAAAUAUCUGAUAAUGACUCAGAUGACAGCGAAGGGCGCGACUUGAGUGGCUACUCAUGUAGACGCUGCUUUACUACUACGUCCAAGGACUGGCACCAUGCAGGCAAGGAUAAAGCACUCCUGUGCACUGACUGCCGUUUGUUUUUCAAAAAGUAUGGUGAAGAUAGACCUGUAGUGGAUAGUCCGCCUGAUCCUCCGCCAUUUCUUUUCAAGCCAGUCCAAGAGGACGAAACUAUUAACGGCAAACACAAUAUGCGCACUAGGCGCAGCCGAGAAUCUGCUGGUAAAAGCAAGAAAAAGGACCGCCACAGUACUAGUAGCCCAGAUAAUAUUGAUAGUCCUCUCAACAGUUCAUCGAGUUCACAGAAGAUAACUGGUCGCAAAUCUCCCAGCACAGUCAGUACCUGUAGUAACAGUAGCACUGACCGUGACAAAAAGACGACAACAGCAACUACAAGACUUAGGAAGGGCACAUCAGAGAGUCCUGUUAAAAGUCGCAAAAGACAGCAUCAUUUGGAAACUGACAAAUUUUCCAAGAAAAAGAAGCCUCAGGGUCCUUCAGAUUCCGAAUCGGUUUCUGACAGCAGUAGCAUCUCUGGAAAUGAAGAGAAUGGAAAUGAAGGUGAUAUUGAAAAUAACCAGGAUGAUUUGAGUUCAAAUUCACCACCAAGUACACCAAGCCCUGCAGAUAACUUGGUGUGCAAACCUCAGUUGUCUUCUCAGCUACCUGCAACCAUUUCCCCUUCAUCUACUGCAACCCCAAGGGGAGAGACUCGUCCCCCAUCAGUGCCUACUGAGUGCCCAGUUCCUCAACCACAGACAGCGGCACCUCCUCCCUCAUCUCUGCCACAACAGACACCGUCACCGCCACCACCACCACCUCCUCCGCCACCUCCACAACAACAACAACAGCAG
Messenger RNA from Octopus bimaculoides (California two-spot octopus), 2458 nucleotides. RefSeq lists its product as uncharacterized. The record is from RefSeq and is a predicted model, not a curated record. Gene Ontology annotation, biological process: regulation of DNA-templated transcription. NCBI's taxonomy places the organism in Eukaryota, Metazoa, Mollusca, Cephalopoda, Octopoda, Octopodidae. Gene Ontology annotation, cellular component: nucleus. Gene Ontology annotation, molecular function: sequence-specific DNA binding; zinc ion binding; chromatin binding.